This is a messenger RNA of Nothobranchius furzeri (turquoise killifish), 8978 nucleotides long. The record is from RefSeq and is a predicted model, not a curated record. NCBI's taxonomy places the organism in Eukaryota, Metazoa, Chordata, Actinopteri, Cyprinodontiformes, Nothobranchiidae.
AUGAAACUACUGAAAAACUUAGCUGGUGGGAACAAAAGCAUAGAAUAUGCUAUCCUUGUGCUAAAGUACAAAAAAGAAAACUAUCUCUUUUAUUAUGUAACAGAAUACCUGAAAUCGAAUGGGCACUUGCCACCAGUAGAUCUUCCACUAGAGGGCAGUAGACUGUUAUUGGACCGGAUGCGGCAGGUUUCUGACUAAGUCACCCGAGUGAUCUUAAGCACCGUUUCCAACGCCACCACUCCUCUGGCAGUUUUCAUGGCAGUUUUAACCACAACCACGUCCAAGACACCAACCUGCCGCUAGUGGCCGAAGAGCACGAAGAGAACCACGACAAAGGGCCGAUGUACGACCCCAAACAGGACGUUUUUGCCACCCUGUUUAAAUCUCUCCACCCUCUUCCUCCUGAGCAUCAUCCAGCUGCUGCCAGAUCCCUGAAACUCCUCGCCAAGAUUCCCAAAGAUGCAGAAGCUGUCCUCGUUUUGGUUGGUUGUGUUGAGUUCCUGGAGCAGCCGGCCAUGGCCUUUGUAAGGCUGAGUGAAGCUGUCCUCCUGGAGUCGGUGCUUGAGGUUCCUGUUCCUGUUCGAUUUAUCUUCGUUCUGCUUGGACCCUGCCAGUCCAACGUAGACUACCAUGAGAUUGGACGCUCUUUUGCCACUCUCAUGUCUGACAAGAACUUCCAUGAGGUGGCCUACUUUGCAGAUGACAGGCAAGACCUCCUGAACGGUAUCAAUGAGUUUUUGGACUGCAGCAUCGUCAUUCCACCUUCAAACGUGGAGGGCAAAGACCUUCUGAAGACAGUGGCAGACUUCCAGAAACAGCUGCUCCGCAAAAGAAAGGAAAGAGAUGGGAAAAAGUACCACUCCACAUUUGGGCUGGAACAGGAACCAAAAGAGGUGAGUCCAGAGGAGGAGGAGGAGGCAGAACAGGAGGUGGACCCGUUGAAGCGCUCGGGAGUCCCUUUCGGAGGCCUGAUCCACGACAUUCGUCGGCGUUUUCCGCACUAUAUCAGCGAUCUGAAAGACUCCCUGGACAUGCAGUGCAUCGCUGCUGUCAUCUUUAUUUACUUUGCCGCUCUGUCACCCACCAUUACCUUUGGAGGGCUUCUGGGAGAGAAAACCGAGGGUUUGAUGGGCGUGACCGAGCUCAUCGUUUCCACUGCGACUCUCGGAGUGAUUUUCUCUCUGCUUGCUGGUCAGCCACUUCUCAUCAUCGGUUUCUCUGGACCUUUACUCGUAUUUGAAGAAGCCUUCUAUAAGUUCUGUCAGGCCUAUAACUUUGAGUACCUGACGGGCCGCGUGUGGAUCGGUUUCUGGCUCAUUGUCAUCGUCCUGGUGAUUGUGGCUGCAGAAGGCAGUUUUCUCGUGCGCUACAUCUCUCCCUUUACUCAAGAGAUUUUUGCUUUCCUCAUUUCUCUAAUUUUUAUCUAUGAGACUUUUUCAAAACUCAUCAAGGUGUUUCAGGAGCACCCUUUGAUGGCGGUAUACCCCACCGACGCCAGCACCACCGACACCUUACAGAACUUUGAAGGUCCAGUCUUCAACCAACCCAACACCGCCCUGCUGUCUCUGGUUCUCAUGAUGGGAACGUUCUUUGUUGCAUUCUUUCUCAGGAAGUUCAGGAACAGUCGCUUUUUAGGUGGCAAGGCCAGGAGAAUAAUUGGUGACUUUGGGAUCCCAAUCUCAAUCCUAGUGUCGGUUCUGGUGGACUACUCCAUCACCGACACCUACACCCAGAAACUCAAUGUGCCAUCGGGCUUUUCGGUUACGUCCCCUGAGAAGAGAGGGUGGUUGAUCAGCCCGUUUGGAGACAAGCAACCGUUUCCGACUUGGAUGAUCGGAGCUUCUAUUGUCCCCGCUCUUCUCGUCUUCAUUCUCAUCUUCAUGGAAACUCAGAUUACCUCACUGAUUGUCAGUAAAAAGGAGCGUCGCCUCGUAAAAGGUUCUGGUUUCCACCUGGAUCUUCUACUCAUCGUUGUCCUCGGCGCCAUCUGCCCACUGUUCGGCCUGCCGUGGCUCACCGCGGCCACGGUGCGCUCCGUCACUCACGUCAAUGCGCUCACUGUCAUGAGCAAGGCCACGGCUCCUGGAGAGAAGCCCAUGAUACAGGAGGUGAAGGAGCAACGACUGACCGGGCUUCUUGUGGCAGUUCUUGUCGGUUUGUCCAUGGUGAUGACUGACGUGCUGCGCCUAAUCCCUCUGGCCGUCCUCUUUGGCAUCUUCCUCUACAUGGGCGUCACCUCACUGACGGGCAUCCAGCUGUACGAACGCAUCACGCUCAUGGUCACUCCUGCCAAACACCAUCCAGACCACAUCUACGUAACCAAGGUGAAAACGUGGAGGAUGAAUAUGUUCACCAUCAUCCAGCUGGCGUGCAUCGUGGCUCUGUGGGUGGUGAAGUCCACCGUGGCCUCCCUGGCGUUCCCCUUCAUCCUCAUCAUGACGGUGCCGCUGCGCCGCCUCGUUCUCUCCAGGAUUUUUGAGGAGCGCGAGCUCCAGGCGCUGGACUGCGACGAGGACUCUCCCAAUUUUGACGAGGACGGUCGAGAUGAGUACAACGAGAUCCACAUGCUUGUAUAAAUCUAAACCGGAUCAGGUUCUACUUUUGUCCCAAUCAAAUGCUCAAGAGCUUCUCUGAAAACCUCAGCGGGUGGAGACUGGAGCUUGUGUGGUUGUCUGGACAAAAACAAUUCCUUCCUUUGGUUUUAUUCCUGUUUUUUAAACCAGCGCAGUGGUGCUGGUGUUUAUGUCAAGACUAAUCUCAUCUUGUUUUUACCUUUAAAUCCCUUUAACUAUGCCGCACUUUGUGGGUAUAAGUGCAAUGAAAACAGUGACUUGUAGCACAACAAUGGGGGGUGGGGAGUUAGACUAAUUUGUACAAAGAAAGUGUUUUUGCUGUUUUUCAGGGAGUCUAUUUUCAUGGAAAAUAAUAGACACCAAUCAAGGGGACACAUUAUGCAGAACUCACAUUUUGCAUCCUUUUGUGCUGCUAUGUGGGGUUCUACUGCCUCUGUUAAUACUCCAUCCUUCUAGUUUUAGGAAUUAUGUGCCUAAAACAAGCUAUUUCAAAGAGUCCCCAUUUGUGAUGUCACAAACAGGGAAAUUGGAAAAUAACCAACUCUCACAUGCCAGAGGGAGCUGCUGCUGGAGGAGCAGUGGCUCUACUCUGAGCCCCUCCCGUUCACUCUCAUCCACUUCCUGACCAUGGGUCCCCUACUAAUAAAAAAUCAAUGGGAGUUUAUGGGCCCAUAAGUUAUUUUCUAAUCCCGUUUGAUAUGUGCCAUGGAUUUCACAUAUGAUGUCUGUGAAUUUUAAAGACACAUUUUGAUGCCAAGUAAAAGCUUAUUUUUAACAGGCGGCAAAUGUUAUUUUUGUCAAAACACAGAUGAUUAUAAUUUAUAUCGAAGUAUAACAUAUGUGUGUUUCAGGGCGUAAAGAAAAGUGAAACAGAAAUUUUAUUAUAUUUAUUAUAUUAUUUAUAUAGGAGACCCAUGAGCCGACUGGAAGGGGAGGAAACUUAGGCCCAAUCUCAAUACUCGCACUGCGCCCUACGGUGUUCAGCAAAGUGCACUUGGAGAAAGUGUGUUGUAAGGCUUCGAGUGUGUAGUACACAAGAGUGCAAGUAAAUGCAGAUCUGAGACAGAGGGCAUUGCAUCAACCGCAACACAUGCCGGGUUUCUGGUCGCUGUGAUACUUUUUUUUUAAAAACCUUUAUAAACAACUUUCAAACAACAAAUUAUUUAAAAUAAAUUUACUUUCAUUGUAGCUUUGUCUAAAAGUUUAAGAGCAUCAACUAAUUGUCCUAAAAUUAACAACUUUCAUUAGAAAAUACAUAUUUUCAAAAAAGGCACUUGAGCAUUUUCUCCUGCAGCAAUGGAUUGUGGGUAAUACCCUUCACCAAAGUCUGCAGUGAUGCGGACAUCGGUGAAGGGCGGAUCAAGGGUGCAAAAGGGGCGUAAUCGCGUAAUUGAGGGACGCAAAGGUGGAAGUUCGAGUAUUGGGAUUGGGCCUUAGGCUCCAUAUAGCAGUCUGAAUGGGGAUGGGUGGGCGUGGUCAGCUCCAGCUUGUUUUCUUAAUGGGACAGAGCCCUGAAUUAACUCAUUCUGGAAGGUACUGAAACGGUCAUGAAUAAAACUGCUGAAGUCGUAUGUGAGAGGGAUUUUUUGCAAAGAACUUCAUAUGUUUUGUAUCAACCAUAGAACUAUUAUGAAUUAAGAAAAAACGUUAUAUAUGGGCCUUUAACUAGAUUUACUGCCUUUAAUUUAGCUACCUUUGUCUUAAAGCUGCAUCAAUGUUAUCCUUUUAGUGUCCGUACAGACUUUUAGCACUUUGAGCAGGAAAAUCAUUGUUAUGAUUUUGGAUUAAUUAUUAUCUUGUAAACAUUUUAUAUUUAUUUUCAGUUUAUUUGUACCUUUUGGACUCAUUCAAACAGAAAAUAUCUCAUCUAUAUACUUGUUUUUCCUCGCAUUCUGUAUGAUUUAACACAAAAAAUUUAGAAGUUGUUUAAAAAACGAAGCAAAAUCUUAACUGAAGAUGUAUGUGAGGUUAGCUUUCUAAAAAUGAUGGUUUUGUUUGUGAAAUCACAUUUUUAUGAAAAUUACUGUGACAUUAGGGUUGGUGGCCUCUGAACGUGUCUCUGUUGUGCAAUAAUGUCUCUUCUGCUCUCUGAUUGCAGUGUUUCCACUAUAAACCAAGUCCUGUUUGUUGUAAACAUCAAAUUGGUUGAAAACAAUCUGUUUUUUGUUUGAACUGAUCAUGUAUAAAGCUGUAGUUUUUUAUUUUUCUUUAGCAUUAUCUGACUCUGAUGUUUAAAUUUCAUUAGAAGCAGAAAUUGACCAACGGCAAUGUUCAAGGUGCUGCUGGUGGUGCAUCGGGAUUUCCAUGAUAACCACCAGUGUUCCAUCAAGGUUGCCAUGAUGGAAUUCUAAAUGGUUUUUAAACAAAAGCAUCAGAAGCAUGGUUUUCUUUACAGAUUUUUACAUGUGACCAGCAGGGGGCGCACUGAAGAAACUCCAAAAAAAUACAUGGGGGGAUACUUAUGCCAAUUUUUGAUCCACCCUGGCCCUUAUGACAAUGUUAAAGUUGCACAUGAUUACCGUAACGACUCUAAAGAUAAUCUUAACAGAUGUGUGUCUUUGCUCUGAGCGUUUCGGUUUGCGCCGGAGAACAUCGAGACUGCUCCAAUCACAAAUCUGAGCUUUUCAAACACGUUAGAUUGUCUUGGUAUGAUUUUCUGGGACAAACACGUGUGCUGCCUGUUGAAUGGGACAUCUAGCCAAUCAGAAGUGAGCGGGCCAUCACUCUUGUGCUAUCCUCUUAUUAACUAUAAAAAAAUCAUGAGUUCUUGUUGGUGUUCAGAUCAACUAUUAAAUUAUUUUCUGUGUGCCAGAAAUAAUGAGAAAAACUAUUUAGGAAUCAUGAACAAGAAGUUGAGAAAUAGUACUUUGCUUUCUUAUGAUUGCGUGAUAUCGUUUAAUUUGCUACUGUGGUGAUACGGUAAAUAGCCUAUAUUUAUUUAGCCACUUCUUUGGGUUCAACAACCCCCAAUGUGCUUCACAACACAUUCACCCAUUCACACACACACAAGCUACAAUGUAAGUGAGGCCUGCCAUACUCUGGCGCCACCCGUCCCUCUGACCACCACCAGGUUAGGAGGGUAAGUGUCUUGCCCAAGGACACAACAGGAGCAUUCUCUGGUUGGAGCCAGGUUUGAACCUGCAGCCUUCCAAUUACUGGAUAGCCCGCUUCACCUCCUGAGCUGCUGCCGUCUCUUGACAUCGCUGUGGUAUCGAAGCAGUUGGAUGUCAUUGCCUAAAGAUAUGUUGAAUCAUCUCCUGAACAAAUGCUCAAGAGCAGGGUGAAAGAGGACAGGGCUUUGCUCCAGCCGUGCAGUUUACUGUAUUUUUUUAUUCCCACUAAUUUUAUUCAAGACAUUUUCAAUAAUCACCAACAUUAGAGGUUAAAUAAAAUCCUAUAAUAAUAAAAACUAGACGCCUUUAUUUUCUGUUACUGUCCUACAUGGCCGUAUGAGCCAAGUAGGAUUUCUGUCUCAGGGGAAACUGACCUUUGAUCUGUAAAUGUUGCUUCUCAGCCUUUUAGUUUGUGGACUUUUUUUGUGUGUUCAGAGAUUUACCCCAUCCAACACAUGCGACAAAAAGAAAUACAGCUUUUAUGUUUCUGAGUGAGAAAAGACCUGUAGUAAUUAUUCUGGUCAUUUAACUGUAAAUCAUGCAGAGUUUACAAAGACCAGAACAACUUAAACCUGCAAAGUCCUCGUAUUUGUGACGUUUCAUGCAAAAAAAAAAAAAAAAGUUAAACACUAAACUAUUGUGAGAAUGACAUGACUCAAAAUGAAACUUAUGCAACAUAAUAUUGCACUUAAAUUUAGAAGUAUUUAUUUAUUUAAAAAUACCUUUAAAUUGAAGUAUUUAUUUUGUAUAAUUUUAGGGUGAAUAAAUAAAAUAAUAGAGUUAAAGCAUAGAUGUCAAUGCCACUUCUACAUCACAGUCUAAUAGUAAACGUUCUGCUUUUGCUGAUCAAGUAAAGAAAACUGUUUCACUGAAAGUAGAAAAUUCACUCAAUUCCAAUUUCUUUAUUUUUAACAGGAAGUCUGAAUUUUUGAAUAAUUCAAACUGAUUAAAUGUUUAAUAGUUUUCCCCUCAUAAUACACUUUUUUUUUUCUUUUCUCUUCUGUCCUGCUUCUCUGUGGUAGUUUUACACUGAGCCGACGCCCACCUAUGGACCGAUUGGCCGGCUGAACUUGUGUAAAUAUCACACCUACCUAGGAGCCUCUGAUUGGUGCGGCCGGGUAGAGUCAGCCAGCGGCGGCUUCUCACAUGUGCGAUUCAUUAGCCUUUGGGAUGCAACAGGGUCAGCAUCUCGGACCGGGCUGUGGGACAGUCUGCUGCGAGCGCUCCUGGAUGGGAGAGGCGCCCAUGGAAGCACCGCUGCUCAGUGAGAGCGUAGGAAGCUGUGUGUUUCAUGUCAGAGUCUCCUAAAGCAACACUGCUCACUCCUGCUUUUGUUUACUAACUUGUGGCGCUUAAGAAGGACAUGAUAGAUAAUUUUUUGUGCCUCUUUAACAACUUGCCCACAUGCUCGGUCAUAUCCACAUUCCUGGGAAGGCUGUGUAAACACAACCUGGUGGCGUGGGGGCGGGCUGUCCUCACCCAGCCCAGACCGAGCUGGCUGAAGUGUAAAAACUCCUUAAAGGUGCAUUUGUGACUCGCAUUGUCGGUAUCUUUUUAACUCAUUCGCUGCCAGCCGUUUCCUAAUCGGUAAAGCCCUUUGCUGCCAACAUUUCUCACCGUUUUUACAGCUUUUUUAAGAGUCACACGUUGCGUGCUAGGAUGAUGUCGACGCCAAAACAAAGCGGAGAUGCACCUCUUACAUCAGGAAGAAUCCGCGUUUUUUGAGUGUUAUCCUUUCUUUCAUAAUCCGUUGUUGAAUUGUGAUCGGCAGAAGCUUUUCCGGUUCGCGCCUCACUUUUUUUCACAGCAGCAGCCCAAAACGAUCUCCUAACACAUGGAUUUUCUGUUUCCUGAUCACGUGACGUAUGCGGAUGAAGAUCGGCUUUAGAGCUGAGAUGUUUGUUCUCAUGGUGCGGGGGCUCGUUCCGACGCCCAAUCAGUAUAAAAAAAAUGCAAAUGAUGACUUUAGUCGUCAUUGGCAGUUAAUGAGUUAAUUUGGAUGCCAAAUCAGAAUUUCACCAAUUACAAUAAUAAUCUCACCUUUUUUCAGCAAACCGCUGUUUCCACUUUUCUAUUUACAUUUUGACUUUAAUCUUGAAAUAAUUUGAAUUUGUACCCUCUUAGUGGCCCUAAAGCGCCAUUGCAGAAAGUCUUAGUUAACAUGCCGCACUAGAAGAUGGCGUUAACAACAUAAAAAUACAUAACAGCGUCUUUAUUUUUAAAGUAUUUUCUCACAAUAAUGAACACUUUCGACUCUCUGGCACAACUUGACAUAAUUUUAUUGCUUUGGAAGUUUUCUAUUUAUAUUUGCCUUGCUCAUUGAUUAAAAGACUUACGGUAGUUUCUGCUGCCCAAGAAAACAAAAACCCUUCAAAAAUCCACGAACUGAGUGGGAAUCAGCCAGAAUCCUGCAGAAAACAUUCCUCCUGAUAUUUACACAACAGAAAAAAUGAAAUUGUAGGUGUUAUUUUAGAUUAUGUGAAGUGUGAUGUGUGACUGUCUGACUGUUAGAUGUUUAAAAAAAUAGAUGAAAAGCAAAACACAUAUUUGGUCCUAAAAAGGUUCAGUGAUGGGAGUUCACCACAUUUCAUCACUUUUUCUCUCCGUGGUUGCGAGUCAGACCACCCAGAUGAGUCCAAGACCCGGUUCUGUUUGUGUAAAAUAUUUAUCAGACAUGUGUGACAUGAGAUCAGGAAAGGCUCCUGAAUUUUUCUGCUUUUAUGUUUUGUGAAAAUAUCUCUUGAAUAUGUUUCUUUGCAGUGUGUAUCAAAGCAUCAGUUUACCAGAAUUGGGGUUCUAAUUUCAGGCGUUAGUUUGACAUUUUCCUGACUCGUCAUGAAGUCUCAGUUAUUACAGUCUGACUUGGGGUUGUAGAUAUUUGGCCUCCAGACAAAAAUUGGUUUUGGGGCUUUUUUUAGACUCCUGGGGGAAAAACAGCUUUUUGCUGUCAGGCUGCAGGAAUAGUAGGAAAACCGUGAACUCCUCUGAAAAAUCCAGAGUUUUUGUCACGUUUAGUGUUAAAAUUAUUACCUGCAUGGUGGGAAUUUGUUCUACUGAGAAACAAAUGUAAUUUUGGUUGGAUGACAUUCUGGAUGUUUGCAUCAGACUGACUCCGACUGUACGAACUCCUAAACAGCAGGUCCAUCUUCACUGUAAAAAAGAUUUCACAAUUGUUAUAUUUUGUCGGAAAGAAAAGUUUAUUAUGUGAAAAACAGAAAAGUUGUGCAAACUUUUCUUUCUCUUCAGCAUAAAGCAUGCCAUUAUUAAAAUAAAAGACAUGGCGCUUUUAUUA